Acanthoscelides obtectus is the source of this 2412-nucleotide messenger RNA. NCBI's taxonomy places the organism in Eukaryota, Metazoa, Arthropoda, Insecta, Coleoptera, Chrysomelidae. The record is from the annotation of a GenBank genome assembly.
UAUCUCUAUUUUUUAUUAUUAACAGCCUUUGCAGCACACAAGCCAGUCUGUCCAGCCCCGAGCAGCUUACACCCAAGUCACAGUCGUGACAGAACUACAGUAUACUUUACGUAGAAACAGUACCGGUGAUUCUUGAAGGAACUUAGAAUGAUACGUUCUCAAUAUCGUUUAAUAUCUAGUUUCCAUCUGUUCGUUGGCUUAUGAGUGAUUAUCCCCGGAUGAUAUUCAACCAUACACUUGAAGACGAUCGAGGUUAUAUAACAAACAUCACACAAUUAAGAUGAAAUCCUCGGCUUUUGCUGCCUUUAUAACCUGUUUGAUUUGUGCAGUGCGUUGUGGUGUAGUUUUUGAUAAGCUAAAAAAAGUGCGAUGUGACCUUCAUCAAGUUGGGGAAUCAAUACUCUCUCAUGGGCACCUUAUCAAUGAUCCAUGCCCACAUAAACAGGUUACCGAUUAUAAUGGCGAGAAGAAUGAAAACUAUGAGAAUAAUGAGAACAGUGGUAAACAUGAAGACAACGAGAAAAACGGAAACUAUGGUCAAAAUCAGCAUGAAAUCAGCACUAAGACGUCCAACAAUAAGCACACUUCCACAACUGAAGACGUAAAGUAUGAGCAAUAUAUUCAUGGGACUGCUACUGAGAAGCUACCAGGAUCAUCUACAGAGAAGAAUAAACAUGGUUCACAUGAUCAAAAAGGUUCUGAUUCAAAACCCGUACAUGAGAAGACAGUACACGAGGCAUCCACAGAAGCUGUUAAGCAUAAACUUCACGGAAACAACGCUGAUGGUACUUAUCAAAAAAGUAGUGACGAUAACGGAUAUUCGAAGAAGAAUAUUGACAUGGAUGGAGUACACUCUGGUGCUAUACUUUUUCCAGAAGAAACAGAAAGCGACGCCGAUGACAUUAAUGACAGACAUCUAAAAGGAGACACGGAAAGUGAUUAUCACCCCAAAUCUACUACAAUGGCAAACGUUCUAACUACCACAACACCGGACAACUUGGAGGACCCACUCAAUAGAAACCUUGGAAAAGUAAAACCAAACUGUGCUGUUGUAGAUAAGAAUAAGAAUUGUAUUCAAGACUACAGUUAAGCUACAUUAUUGCGUCUCACUGGUACUAUACCACUGGUUACGCCUCUCAAGUAUUUUCUUCAAAUAAUACUAAAAAUACGAAGUAAAUUAUGGAUGUUAUAUUUUAUUUACUACUGAUUAAUAUAUUAUGCCUGGAAAUAUCCUAAUGCAAAGCAGUGCCUGCGCGGAAAUAAGCAGCUUCCUAUAGCUUGACAACAAUGCUGUUUAUGGGUUGUUUAUUAUUGGACUGAGUUAACGAGAUAGUCUCAUUAGCUUCGUACUCAUAACCGAAGGUGGUCUGUGUUUUUCGUUCUGAAAGAUUACUCCUUGAUCAGAAAUUCUCUAUAUUGCCAACAAUAAAAUACACUUGGUCACUUUCUAGUUUUAACGAUAUUUUGAUAUUAAUAAUACUUAUUAGUUUAAUGAUUUUAGCAAAUUUCUCCGAAAUAAUUGUAAUGUCUGGUAUUAUUGAUGAAAGCUUUUUAAGGGGGUGUUUGAAACAUGGACGCGUAAAACCUGCUCACCAAUUUUUGUGGAAAAACUUUUUAUUCGACAACAAAGAAUGAGAAGACGCUUUUUUGGGAUUCAUUCGAAAGUGUUGGCAGGAACCAAAAAACUCUUAAAGAUUCUUAGGUAUUUAUGAGACCUAUAGAAUGAGACUACACGUAAAACGAUCCGACUAAUGGUAAAAAGGUUAUGGCCGAAAACCGAGGCAAAAUUUAGGUUUUGGCUGCUAAUGCGAUGAUAAUUUCACGCAGCUACUUGAAAUUUUUCGAAUCUAUACUUCUACUACUACUUAAGUAUUGUUCUGACAUCGGAUAUGUUAAUACAGCCUUGAAAUUUUAGGAGUAGGUUAGAAAUAAAUAACUCCUUUCAUACGUCAGGACGCAAUUUCAAAAAAAGUUUAUUUAAGAAAAAUAUCCAUUUACGAACUUAACAAAAAUGUAGUUAUCUCAUUAGUUACCUUUAAACUAAACACAGAAACGAGAAUUUCAGUUUUUUGACAUAGCUAAUUAAAAAAAAAAAACAUAAAAACAUUUAUAAGUACGAAAUAAUCGUCGUCGUCAGAAGACACUAAAUCUGGAUGUGUUUCUUUAUCACAGUUGGUGAGCAAAUUUUUGUAAAAGCCCCAAAACACGUCGAAAAUGUAGGGUAAUAGUGUUAUCACGUUCGACUUUUUCUUUUCCGAAAUCGAAACUGUACCUGCAUCCUGUCAGUCUUGAGCUAAACUGGGCAGGGCCCCGGGUAUCAUGUAAAAAAUCUAUAAAACGUCAAAAAAAAAAAGAUGUCAACUUGCAGACUAGGUAGUUUUUAGGGCGCAAACAGUCAUUCCACGUUUGCUC